Podarcis raffonei (Aeolian wall lizard) is the source of this 3526-nucleotide messenger RNA. RefSeq names its product calcium/calmodulin dependent protein kinase II beta (gene CAMK2B). Gene Ontology annotation, molecular function: ATP binding; calmodulin binding; calcium/calmodulin-dependent protein kinase activity. The transcript has 27 exons. The record is from RefSeq and is a predicted model, not a curated record. Gene Ontology annotation, cellular component: cytoplasm; neuron projection. Gene Ontology annotation, biological process: protein phosphorylation. Lineage: Eukaryota; Metazoa; Chordata; Lepidosauria; Squamata; Lacertidae. The coding region runs from base 368 to 2770 and encodes 800 amino acids.
CCGGGGGCGGCUGGUGCGCGGUAGGGUGGAUCGCCCUCCCCCGAGGCUGCCGCUUGCCGGCGGCCCUCCCCUGGCAGCUCUCCCGGGCUCUGCCCAGUGCCGGGCUCGCUGUUCGCCGAGGAGCUUCGCUCGCUCGCUCGCGUUGCAGGAGCCGCCUUCUGCCGCACGCAGCGGGCUGGGCGUCUCUCUCUCUCGCUCACCCCCGAUCUGAAGCGGCGUCGCCCCCCCUCCUUCCUUCCUCCUCCUCCUCCUCCUCCCCGCCUGCCAGCCAAGCUCGCGCCCCCGCCCCUCCUCCCCCCGCUGCCAGCCGGAGCCGAAGCCGGAGCGGAGCCCGGGCGGCUCAUUGCGGAGCGAAGCUGCAGCCGCGAUGGCCACGACCGUGACCUGCACCCGCUUCACCGACGAGUAUCAGCUGUACGAGGAAAUUGGCAAGGGGGCUUUCUCAGUUGUGCGGCGCUGUGUCAAACUCUGCACUGGACAUGAAUAUGCGGCAAAGAUUAUCAACACCAAGAAGCUCUCAGCCAGAGAUCAUCAGAAGUUGGAGCGAGAAGCUCGAAUUUGCCGUCUCCUGAAGCAUUCCAACAUCGUUCGCCUCCAUGAUAGCAUAUCUGAGGAAGGCUUCCACUACCUCGUCUUUGAUCUGGUCACGGGCGGGGAGCUCUUUGAAGACAUUGUUGCCAGGGAAUACUACAGUGAAGCCGAUGCAAGUCACUGUAUCCAUCAGAUAUUAGAAAGCGUAACUUACAUUCACCACUAUGCCAUUGUGCAUAGGGACCUGAAGCCGGAGAACCUGCUUCUGGCCAGCAAAUGCAAAGGAGCGGCGGUGAAGUUGGCAGACUUCGGCUUGGCGAUUGAGGUGCAAGGAGACCAGCAGGCCUGGUUUGGCUUUGCAGGCACUCCUGGCUAUCUCUCUCCUGAAGUUCUACGCAAAGAAGCUUAUGGCAAACCUGUGGAUAUCUGGGCAUGUGGUGUUAUUCUAUACAUCUUAUUGGUUGGGUAUCCGCCUUUCUGGGAUGAGGAUCAGCACAAGCUGUACCAACAGAUUAAGGCCGGAGCCUACGAUUUUCCUUCUCCUGAGUGGGACACAGUCACUCCCGAAGCAAAAAACCUCAUAAACCAGAUGUUAACCAUCAAUCCAGCAAAGAGAAUCACAGCUCACGAAGCUCUAAAACAUCCAUGGGUCUGUCAACGUUCAACAGUGGCCUCCAUGAUGCACAGACAGGAAACCGUAGAGUGUCUGAAAAAGUUCAAUGCCAGAAGGAAGCUCAAGGGUGCAAUUCUUACCACUAUGUUGGCAACGAGAAACUUUUCAGUGGGCAGACAGACCACCGCUCCUGCCACAAUGUCUGCAGCAGCAGCAGCCUCCGGUGCCACCAUGGGUUUGGUGGAGCAAGCUAAGAGUUUACUGAACAAGAAAGCUGACGGCGUGAAGCCUCAAACAAACAGCACCAAAGGCAGCACCGGAGUUACCAGCCCAAAAGGGACCCUUCCUCCAGCCGCGCUGGAACCUCAAACCACCGUUAUCCAUAACCCAGUGGACGGCAUUAAGGAAUCCUCCGACAGCACAAACACCACCAUAGAAGAUGAGGACACGAAAGUUAAGGCUGCUGAUAAUGAGCUUGUAAAAAGCCAGUUGAAUCCAGGAUCUGUCCCUGAACUUCCUCCCAGUCUGCAGACUUCUCCGAUACCAUCUGCUGCUGCUGCUGCUGUUGCUGCUGCUUUACCCAAGCUGACUGAUGUAUUAGGCAUGGUGAAAAAGGGAUCAGGGGCCCCUGAAGCUGAAGAGUCAAAGACUUUGGUCUCUCCACCCUGCAUAUCUCCAGCUGUUGCAAACCCUCUACCUCCCCAGUCUGCAAAGCUUUCUGAUGUAUUAGGCAUGGUGAAACGGAGCUCUGGGCCACCAGAAGCAGAAGAAGCAAAGCCUUCCAUCACUUUGCCCUUCGCUCCUUCUGUUGUUGCAAAUCCUGUUCCUCUCCAGUCUGCCAAACUGUCUGAUGUAUUAGGCAUGGUGAAAAAGGGGUCUGGGCCUCCAGGGGCUGAAGAGUCAAAGCCUUCCAUCCCUCUGCCUGGCCCAUCUCCAGGGGCUGCAAAUCCUCUUCCUUUCCAGUCUGCAAAACUCUGUGAUGUAUUAGGCAUGGUGAAAAAGGGCUCUGGGCUUCCUGAAGGCGAAGAGCCCAAGUCCUCCAUCACCCUUCCAUGCCCACCUUCAGGUGCUGCCAACCCACUUCCUCCCCAGUCUGCCAAGUUGUCUGAUAUUCUAAGCAUGGUGAAACGGGGCUCUGGAGCCCCAGAAGCUGAGGGGCCACAGCCAGCUGUCACCCAGCUUUUCCCAAUUCCACUCAUCCCAAAUCCUCUGCCUUCAGAUCCCCGCAAGCAGGAAAUCAUAAAGAUUACAGAGCAGCUGAUUGAGGCUGUGAACAAUGGGGACUUUGAGGCAUAUGCAAAAAUAUGUGAUCCAGGCCUAACUUCAUUCGAACCAGAAGCCUUGGGCAACCUUGUUGAAGGGAUGGACUUCCACAGAUUUUAUUUUGAAAACUUGUUAUCUAAGAACAACAAGCCCAUUCACACAACCAUCCUGAACCCUCACGUGCACGUCAUUGGGGAAGAUGCAGCCUGCAUUGCCUACAUCCGCCUGACGCAGUACAUUGAUGGGCAGGGCCGCCCUCGCACUUGCCAGUCGGAGGAGACCCGCGUCUGGCACCGCCGCGAUGGCAAGUGGCAGAAUGUCCACUUCCACUGCUCGGGAGCACCUGUGGCACCACUCCAGUGAAGAGCUAAUGCUGGAUAUUCUGGUUUCAUCUCGAAGGAGACGGUGAUUUGAGCUGAGCCGCUAGCCGGGAGCAGCGGUGACAAGCACGUGCCCGCAUGCUCGUGUGUCCCCCCCCCCGUUCCCCUUCCCCAUCCUCUCCUCUUUCAUUUCCAGUGCCUGUGUUUGCAGAAAAAAAAACAAAAAACCCUAAUCUAAAAAAAGGAAAAAGUAUAUAUAUAAAAAGGGAAAAAAGAAAAAAUCCAACCAGACUUGAUUCUAAAUCAAUAAAAUAAAUCAGCAAACCCAGCCGAACCAACCCAGCUGUCCGACUCACAGCGUGGCCACACUGCGCCUCCCAAAUCCCCACCAACUCCAUUUCUUUGUGUCCGUCCGUCCGGCUGUUCAGGUGACCAGGUGUUGCAAUGAAAAAUGUCUCAACUUCAAACAAACAAAACAAAAACAAAAAAAGGCUCCACCUCCCUGUGUCGACCCCAGUGUUGAACGGUGUUAGUUUGUUAGGUGAAAUAUAUAUAAAUAUAUAUAUAUAUAUAUAAAAAACAAAAAACCCAGAAAAAAAACUUUUACAGUAUUUGCAUUCUCUGCCAAAGCAUGGGCCUUCUCCAGUGGUCGUGUUCGCGCUUGGAAGUCUGUGACCUGUGUUACUGUUUGUUUUUGCGGAGGGUGCUCUUUCUGAGCUCUCGGGCUGACCGUUUUUUUUCUCCUCUAGCUGUGAUUGUGGAUUAUGAUGAUGAUGAUUAUAAUUAUUCAGACUCUUUA